GUCAUUCCUUCGACAACAGACAAUAAGCAAGAUAUAAAGGCUACCUGCUCCCUUGCCCAUUGGGAUUCAAGUUCUCAGGAUCUGAUCCUCGCAUUCACGGCAGCCGACUCUCCCAUUGGCCUUUGAACCUCAUCGUGGAAACUGCUGUGGACAUUCGUGGAGGCAGGUGCAUCUGACUGCUACAGGAUGAGAGGUUCAUCACUCCUACCCCUUAUUGCGGGGCUUUACUUCCCCUGCAUCGGCGCUCUCUCUCUUCACAAGCGCGAUGUACCCGCCGUCCUGGACUUUCCCAUCGAGCGUAUACAAGCUGCUCAUCCGCUGCGGAAGCGGGACAUUGUGGAUGUGUCAGUUUUGAACACGGAAAGCAGUUAUUACCUACUUAACCUCACCCUCGGAACACCGGCACAAAAGUUCUCACUGGCAUUGGAUACCGGCAGCAGUGAUAUCUGGGUGAACACGGCCAACUCAUCGCUCUGCUCGGGCAGUGAUGCUCCGUGCAAUGCAUAUGGCCUGUACAAUUACAGCGCUUCAUCCACCUAUGAGACUGUGGGCACCUCCAUAAAUAUCACUUAUGCAGGCGGUACCAACGCCUAUGGUCCCUAUGUGACUGACAAGCUCACUGUCGGAAAUGCAACAAUCGACAAGAUGCAGUUCGCGAUUGCAGAGUCUUCCAAUGCAGCUCAGGGUAUUGUUGGUAUCGGCUACCAGGUCUCGACCUAUCAGUCCGAGUAUGAUCACAAAGAAUACGCGAAUCUUCCCCAGGCCCUCGUCGACAGCGGCGCGAUCAAUUCGGCUGCCUACAGUGUGUGGCUAAACGGACUCGAAGCGACCAGCGGCUCGGUCCUCUUCGGCGGUGUGAAUAAAGCUCAAUACCAGGGCGAGCUGCAGACACUGCCCAUCGUGCCCGUCUACGGCGAAUACAUGUCUCUGGCUAUCGCCCUCACCGGCGUGUCUGUGGAGACGGACUCCGAUUCGAACAGCUACACCCAAAACCUGCCAUUGUCCGUCUCCCUCGACACAGGCAGCGCUUUCACCGAGCUCCCGGAGGCGCUUGUCACCAAGAUCUACGAAGCACUUGGUGCAACGUAUGAUGAAAAUGACGGAAUGCCGUACAUUGAUUGUGACACAAGGGAGAAGGACUAUAACGUCACUUAUAGCUUCUCUGGUGCGACCGUCACCGUUGGAAUGAGCCAACUGAUCUUCGAUGGCACCGAGCCUGAUUUCCCCAAGGGGGACUGUGUCCUUGGCCUCGUGCCUAGUGAACCGGGUGUCAACCUCCUGGGAGAUACAUUCCUCCGCAGCGCCUACGUGGUGUACGAUCUGGCCAAUAACGAGAUCUCUCUUGCGAACACCAACCUGAACCCAGGAGACGAUGAGAUCCUGGAAAUCGGGACUGGCACUGACUCGGUGCCCGGUGCCACCCUCGUGCCGUCAGCAGUCUCGUCUGCCACGGGUAACGGUGUCGCAACAGCGACUGGGGGAGUGCGGACUGUCACAGAAGCGGCCACUGCCACUUCUGGCUCGACCGAGUCCACAGGUGGCUCGAGUGCCUCGCGUGGUAGCUCUGCCGAGGCCACGAGCACGUCGUCCAAAGGGAUGGCGGUCGCGCCGACUAGCAAGCCGAUUCAUCUGCUGUCCGGGCUGGCAGGCGCGGGUCUUCUCCUUGCCUUGUAGGGGCCUAUCAUUGGUAUCCUCGAAGUACAUAUACUAUAUAACCUGCA
Messenger RNA from Aspergillus heteromorphus CBS 117.55, 1721 nucleotides. Its product is annotated as pepsin-like aspartic protease. The record is from RefSeq and is a predicted model, not a curated record. The coding region runs from base 187 to 1674 and encodes 495 amino acids. Gene Ontology annotation, molecular function: aspartic-type endopeptidase activity. The transcript has 3 exons. Lineage: Eukaryota; Fungi; Ascomycota; Eurotiomycetes; Eurotiales; Aspergillaceae. Gene Ontology annotation, biological process: proteolysis.